AUGUGCCCAGGACCCAACGAGAACGGCGUGAACGGCCAGAAUGGUGUCAGCGGCCAGAACGGGCACUCGACCGACCAGGCCACCAAGAAGCGCGCCGCUGCCGGGCCCUACCAGCCCGUGGGCGACGCCCUGUCCAACAUUGCGAAUUUCAAGAUCAUCGAGAGUACCCUGCGCGAGGGCGAGCAGUUCGCCAAUGCCUUCUUCGACACAGAGACCAAGAUCAAGAUAGCCACCAUGCUCUCGGAUUUCGGUGUCGAGUAUCUCGAGCUUACCUCGCCCGCAGCCUCUCCCCAGUCACGCGCUGACCUGGAGACCAUCUGCAAGUUGGGCCUCAAGUCCAAAAUCCUUACGCACACACGGUGUAAUAUGGAAGACGCCAAGCUGGCCGUCGAAUGUGGUGUGGACGGAAUCGACGUUGUUAUCGGGACAUCCAGCAUGCUCCAGGCUCACUCGCAUGGCAAGGACAUGGAAUACAUCACCCGGACCGCCAUCGAGGUCAUAGAGUUUAUCAAGAGCAAGGGAAUCGAGGUCCGCUUCUCGUCCGAGGACUCCUUCCGCUCCGACCUCGCAGAUCUACUCUUCCUUUACAAGGCCGUCGACCGCGUCGGUGUCAACCGCGUUGGUGUAGCAGACACAGUCGGCUGCGCCACGCCCCGCCAGGUUUACGACUUGGUUCGGACAUUAAGGACCGUGGUCGGUUGCGACAUUGAAAUUCACCUACACAAUGACACCAUGUGCGCUGUUGCGAAUGCGUAUGCUGCGCUGGAAGCUGGAGCGACACAUAUCGACACGUCCGUUCUUGGCAUUGGCGAGCGCAAUGGCAUUACGCCCCUUGGUGGUCUCCUUGCCCGCAUGAUUGUCUCGAGCCACGAGUAUGUGACUUCAAGAUACAAGCUCCACAAGCUCAAGGAAGUCGAGGACUACGUGGCGGAAACAGUCCAAAUCAACGUUCCCUUUAACAACCCUGUUACUGGCUUCUGUGCAUUCACCCACAAGGCCGGUAUCCAUGCCAAGGCCAUCCUGAACGAGCCAAGCACCUACGAGAUCAUCAACCCCGCGGACUUCGGUAUCGGACGAUACAUCCACUUUGCACACCGAUUGACUGGCUGGAAUGCUAUCAAGAGCCGUGUUGAGCAGCUGGGUCUCGCCAUGAACGAUGACCAGAUCAAGAUCUUGACGAACCAGAUCAAGGCUAUGGCUGAUAUCCGCCCGCUUGCCAUUGAUGACACCGACUCGGUCAUCAGAGCCUUCCACUUUGAAUUGCAAGGGGAGGAUGUUGACAAGAUGAACUCGACAGGAGCCUUGACAGUGGAGAAUUAA
Molecule: messenger RNA, 1320 nt
Organism: Anthostomella pinea
Lineage: Eukaryota; Fungi; Ascomycota; Sordariomycetes; Xylariales; Xylariaceae
Source: the annotation of a GenBank genome assembly